GUUUCUGAGAACGACCUGAAAAUGCCUGAACAAGUGAAAGCACCGAAGAAGGGCUCCAAGAAAGCCGUUUCUAAAGCCACCAAGCCCGGCAGGAAGAGGAAGAGGAGCAGGAAGGAGAGCUACGGCAUCUACGUGUACAAGGUCCUGAAGCAGGUCCACCCCGAUACCGGGAUCUCCUCCAAGGCCAUGCUGAUCAUGAACUCCUUCGUCAGCGACAUCUUCGAGCGCAUCGCCGGGGAGUCCUCUCGUCUGGCUCACUACAACAAGCGCUCCACCAUCACCUCCCGGGAGAUCCAGACCGCAGUCCGUCUCUUGCUGCCCGGGGAGCUGGCCAAGCACGCCGUGUCUGAGGGCACCAAGGCUGUGACCAAGUACACCAGCUCUAAGUAAACCAGAUCCAACUCAAACCGCUGAACCAGCAACACAAAG
Messenger RNA from Chelmon rostratus (copperband butterflyfish), 429 nucleotides. Its product is annotated as histone H2B-like. Bases 22 to 390 code for a protein of 122 amino acids. NCBI's taxonomy places the organism in Eukaryota, Metazoa, Chordata, Actinopteri, Chaetodontiformes, Chaetodontidae. Gene Ontology annotation, cellular component: nucleosome. The transcript has a single exon. Gene Ontology annotation, molecular function: DNA binding; structural constituent of chromatin; protein heterodimerization activity. The record is from RefSeq and is a predicted model, not a curated record.